Molecule: messenger RNA, 1617 nt
Organism: Armigeres subalbatus
Lineage: Eukaryota; Metazoa; Arthropoda; Insecta; Diptera; Culicidae
Exons: 5
Coding region: 1-1617 (538 amino acids)
Biological process (GO): proteolysis
Molecular function (GO): nucleic acid binding; aspartic-type endopeptidase activity; zinc ion binding
Source: RefSeq, a predicted model, not a curated record
AUGCAACAGCAACCAGGUGAGAACGACAUAUCAUUUCUUAUGCGAGUGGGCGCAACCGCCAGAUUGUGCGAGUUUGGUAUGGACAAGGAAUUUGAAGAGAUUGUGGGAACAGUGGCGGAACAAGCGCGCAACAGAGAAGUUCGGACUGCGGCCCUUAAACUGUUAAGCCGGAAAGGUACGUUCACCGACUUAGUGGAUGAAGUUCGUGAAAUUGAAGCUAUUCGUUUAAACGAAGAGUACUUCAAUAUGAAACAUGGCAGCCAAACACCGGUGGCGACUAUUGCACGAGUGACGGGUGGAGAGUAUCGUCAGCAGUACAGAGGAAGACCAGCUGGAGUAGCCCGUGGAAGAUAUGCAGCACAACAAAUCCACCGAGACGGGGCAAUGCAAGCUCGAAACUUGACCAAUUGGAGAGGAUCUACCAGCUCUAUCCCGGAGCGUUGCUUCAGAUGUAAUAGUUUGUUUCAUAAAGCAAAUAAUUGCUUCGCCGCGGAUAAAAUUUGCCGGAAUUGUGGUGUGAAAGGGCACCUGCAACGCGCUUGCCGGACUUUCGUGCGAGACAGGCCCAUACAACAACAUAGCGAGCGGGUUACAGACACGAAGCUAUCGGAGAUUUCAGCAGUAACUGCGAAGGAGGAAACUAAACCUGAGGAACCGAUUGAGCAGGAAAAUGUUCCGACAACCCAAGCACAGGACAACGUCGUUUCUGCAAUUACUAAGGUGCCAGGCAUCCGUGACGAUGGUGUGAUAAGGGUGGUUAUUUCAGGAUUUCCUUGUGAUUUCCUUAUAGAUUCGGGAGCGCAAGUGAACACGCUAACUGAGCAUUCGUUCAACCAGUUGAUCGAUGACGAGUCUUGCCGAAAAGGUGUUCAUAAUUUACAAUUCAAAGCGGAUCGAUCUCUUAAGGCCUAUGCGACAUCUGAGCUCCACGACGACAGCCGCCAUUUGACCAAUUUUAUGACGGAGUUCGGGAUGUUCCGUUGUGUCAGAAUGCCGUUCGGACUGUGCAAUGCCCCGGACAUCUUUCAGGAGGUGAUGCAGCGAAAGAUUUUGGGGGGCUGCAAGGGUGUCAGGAAUUAUCUUGACGAUAUAUUGAUAUUUGGAGAGACCAUUGAGGAACACGACAAUAACUUGGCGGCAGUACUGGAGCGACUGGAAGAGCAUGGGGUGGAAAUUAAUAAAUCAAAGGUUACAAGUGAAGACAACGUGGCGGAUGCCUUAUCCCGUCUAAUUCGAUGCUCUCAGGCAGCAGAACCGUUCGAAGAUGAGAAUGAGAAUCAUCUAUUGUACGUGCUAGACGGGGGAAUGGACAUUACGUUGGACGAAAUCGAGAAAAAGUCGGAGACGGAUACUGAAAUGCAAAAAAUUUGCUUAGCUUUGCGGUUUGAUAAGUGGCCGAGAGAGUUGCGGCGCUACGAGUGCCAGAAGAAAGAUCUGCACAAUCUCGGUUUCCUGGUUUUCAAAAACGAUACCAUCGUACUCCCGAAUGCACUCCGAAAAAGCUUUAUUUUCAGCCCAUGGGGCCACGUUGGAGAGAUUGCCAUGAAAAGGAUCAUGCGGCAAUUUUUCUGGUGGCCAGGAAUGGCCAAGGAUACGGAGAACUUUGUUAAGGGCUGA